AGGCGGAAAUUAGUUCAAUAAAAUCAACUAUGACGAUGCUCAAGUACGAGGAAAUGAUCAAUACGGCAGUUUUCUGCCUUAACGAUCCGAAAAGCCUCUCGUGGCCUAAGGCAGAACCUUUUGUAGCCAAUGAGUUUUUAUUUGAUUACGAACAAUAUUUGCCCCUGUAUCACUAUCCCAAAAAUAGGGUGCUCAAACAGAAGUCUGUAUACACUGACGGGCAGUGUGGCGAUGUUGUCGACCUCGUGGAUUGGGAAACCGCUCUUAUACGCUCCGAGUAUUCGGGAGUGCUGAAUAGAGACGGCAAAUGGAAUCCGGCUGGAAGCGAACCAGCCGCGCCCUUUCCUAAGGCCAUUGAACCUCCGACCAGUGAGUUUGUUGCACUCCAGACGGAGAUUCGGCUCAUCAUGUUACAAGAAGUCAGCGCAAAAUGCCGAAAAUUACAUGGCCCAAAUCAUAAAGAGAUUUGCAAAUCCAAAAUCUCAGAGUCAGUUGUUAGAAGGAUAGCUAUGGGAGUUGGUCGGACACUCAUCACGUGCAGAGCCGUGCUGCUGGACCGCGACCAUGACAGGAAAACCAAUCUACCAUACGAUUAUCUAAAAGAAAGGCAGCAAUGCUUGUCAGGCGAUUACCUUUCUGUCGCUUUGGCAGUUUCAAUCGAAAAUCAAAAUGGCCAUAUCACAGACAGAGUACUAGUUCGGACAAAUGACAGGAUUGAAGUUAUUUUCAAGAAUAGGAAUAAAUUGUAUAUGAAAGGCAAUGUCAAUGUCUGUCAUAGCGCUGGACCUGGGGCAAGGUCCAGACUCAAAGCAAAGAAACGCCGACACUAACGCGCCAUUAGACCGGAAUAAAGCCCUAUAAUGCUA
This is a messenger RNA of Sphaeroforma arctica JP610, 866 nucleotides long. RefSeq lists its product as hypothetical. The transcript has 6 exons. Lineage: Eukaryota; Ichthyosporea; Ichthyophonida. The coding region runs from base 30 to 830 and encodes 266 amino acids. The record is from RefSeq and is a predicted model, not a curated record.